Messenger RNA from Penicillium argentinense, 1638 nucleotides. Its product is annotated as proline permease PrnB. Gene Ontology annotation, biological process: amino acid transmembrane transport. The coding region runs from base 1 to 1638 and encodes 545 amino acids. Gene Ontology annotation, cellular component: membrane. Gene Ontology annotation, molecular function: amino acid transmembrane transporter activity. The transcript has 2 exons. Lineage: Eukaryota; Fungi; Ascomycota; Eurotiomycetes; Eurotiales; Aspergillaceae. The record is from RefSeq and is a predicted model, not a curated record.
AUGGCCGCAAUCGAACCAGGACCACCGCCGGCGAGCGGAUAUGGUGAGCAGCCCAUGACGGAAAAGGGCAGAGCGGUGCGAAAUCUGGUCGAAGCCGAUUUGCUCGAUGAUCGCUAUGCGACUACCCAGCGUGGUCUGAAGAACCGACAUGUGCAGCUGAUGGCGCUGGGUGGCACGAUUGGAACGGGUCUUUUCGUGUCUUCUGGUCAGUCGUUGGCCACGGGUGGCCCUGCAUCUCUCUUGCUGGGAUACCUUUUCAUCUCCGCCAUGGUGUAUGCGCUCGUCACGGCCAUCGCUGAGAUCGGCGCCUACCUGCCUGUUCAUGGCGGCACCAUGAGUUACCACGGAUUCAGAUAUGUCUCGCGCAGUCUCGGAUUUGCCAUGGGGUAUCUCUACUGGUACUCACUGGGCAUUCUCGUGCCCUACGAGAUCACCGCCGCCGGCCUGGUCAUCGGGUAUUGGGAUACCAACAGCACCAUCAACAUUGCCGUAUGGAUCACCAUCAUGAUGGUCGUGAUUAUCGCGUUGAACUUCCUUCCUGUACGCUUCUACGGCGAGACCGAGUUUUGGUUCUCCGGUAUCAAGAUCAUCACACUCAUUGGCUUGCUGAUGGUUUCCUUCAUCCUCUUCUGGGGCGGCGGUCCGAAUCGCCAGCGACUCGGGUUCCACUAUUGGAAAGACCCCGGCUCAUUCAACACGCAUAUCGUGGACGGAGACACUGGUCGCUUUGUCGGUCUGCUCAAGUGCACGGUCUCCAGUGCUAUUGCUUUCAUUUUCGCACCUGAGCUGAUCAUCAUCAGCGGAGGCGAGAUGGAAAAUCCUCGUCGCAAUGUGCCACGCGCCGCACGACGCUACAUCUAUCGUCUCAUCUUCUUCUAUAUCUUCGGAGUACUCGCCAUCGGCGUCAUCUGUCCGUCUAACGCGGCUCGACUGACCAAGGGCGACGGUACGGUCAACUCCUCCCCGUUUGUGGUGGGCAUCCAAAACGCCGGCAUCCCAGUCUUGGACCACAUCGUCAACGCCGCCGUGCUGACUUCAGCCUGGUCGGCAGGAAACUCUUUCCUGUACAUGUCGUCGCGCUCACUGUACUCUCUGGCCAUGUCGGGCAAUGCGCCGAGUGUUUUCAAGUCAUGUAACCGCUGGGGCGUGCCCUACUACGCGGUCGCUGUGUCGGCCUGCUUCUCAUGCCUGGCCUAUCUGUCGGUCGGCAACUCCAGCUCCAUCGUGUUCAACUGGUUCGUCAACUUCACCAACACUUCCGGUUUCAUCUCGUGGAUUUGCUGUGUGGUGGUAUAUUUCCGCUUCCGCAAGGCCGUCCAGACACAGGGGAUCGAGCAGCCGUACAAGUCCAAGAUCCAGCCAUACGGCGCGAUCUUUGGAAUCUUCGGUGCAACGCUGAUGGCUCUGAUCAACGGGUUCACCGUGUUCUUCCCGUCGCAGUGGUCAGUCAGCAACUUCUUUACCGCGUACAUCGGUAUUCCGGCGUUCCUCAUGUUGUAUUUCGGCCACCGGGCGCUAUACUGGAACGACCCAUGGGCUUGGCGACCAGAGGAGGUCGACAUGCACACCGGACUGCAGGAGAUCGUCGAAGCCGAGAUGCCCGAAAGAUCGCGCGGGCCGUGGUGGAAAUUCUGGUAA